Molecule: messenger RNA, 631 nt
Organism: Momordica charantia (bitter melon)
Lineage: Eukaryota; Viridiplantae; Streptophyta; Magnoliopsida; Cucurbitales; Cucurbitaceae
Source: RefSeq, a predicted model, not a curated record
AUGGGGAGGUUCAAAAUUGCUCACCUAUUAGCAGCAUUGUGUGUUUUAGUUCUGAUACCCCAAAUGGAGGGGCAAGCAUGGUCACAGCCGUCGCCGUUGUUGCCUCCACGUCCUCUAUGUUCUUCACAAUUUGCACUGGCGAGCUAUGCAUGUGCGAGGCUGCCUUUGAACCCAGAACCCAUUCCAAUUCUUCCGCCUCCUUCGCCGGUGGAUGAGGAUGGACACGGGCACGGGCACGGGCACGGGCACGGGCACGGGCACGGCCAUCAGCACCAACACCACCAUAGGCGCCGCCACCACACCCACUCACCGGUGGCAGAGGAAUGUUGUCGAUGGGCGAGGGAGGUGGAUAGCGAAUGCGUGUGUGACGCAUUAAUUCACUUGGCCAACUUCCUGAUUCGACCCUCUCAUGCAUUUACCGUCGCCAUCACAGAUGAUUGCAUUGUCACUUACUCGUGCAAUGGACGAAUCAAGAUUUGAAGCACACCACUUUGCGUGUUCAAUUACACAUUUCGGAACACGUAGCCUGGCUUUAUUCAUCGCAAUUAAUAAAUACAUUUUUAUGUUUCUAGUUUCUACUCAUUUCUCGCCCUCGAAUAUGUAAUUCAAAUUUUCCAUGUCAAUUUUAUUA